UUUAGUGGUACAGAUCGGCUCAGGCCGAGGCGGCGGCUGUCUCUCGGGUAUCGGGAGAGUUUUCUCCGGCCGCUAUGGCCGGGUUUGGUUUGUGUGGAAUGUGCGGGCUCGGUGCUCCCGGACAAUAGGAGCCGCUCGCGCUCCAUCCGCGCGCCUCCCGCCCCCGGCCCCGGGGCUCCAGACCCUGACCCAAACCUCCCGGGAACCGGAGACCCAGGCCCCCCGACCCCCAUCCACACCUCAGCCCGCCAUCGGAGACACCGGACGGAGAACACAGCCCCCGGUCCCUGCGGCCAGGGACACCAUCCCCCCCCCCCCCCGUAUCGGAUGUCCAUCCACACCCUCCCCUGGAAUCAGUGACCACGGACAGAGUACAGCCUGCGGCUCCAACUGGACACAGGACUCCCGCCCCCGGGAUAGGCCCGAGACUCCCCGCACUCUCCGUGGCUGGCCCAUUUCUUAUGGCAGAUCUUGAUCAAUCAGAGUGGACUUUCCUUCCUUGAAUUUACUCGAAACCUUGGGGUAACUGCUCCCCAAUGUGUUCUCGAUGAAAACGCUUCACCUAACCAAACAGCACCUUGUUCCGUUUGCAGUGUAAAUUAUUGUAAGAGGCUGGUGGCAUCAUCAUGUCAAAAAGACCAUCUUAUGCACCACCCCCUGCUCCUGCUCCCACCACUCAAAUGCCCAGCACCCCAGGGUUUGUGGGAUACAAUCCAUACAGUCAUCUGGCCUACAACAACUACAGGCUGGGAGGGAACCCAGGCACCAACAGCCGGGUCACGGAUUCUUGUGGCCCUACGGCCCCAUUCCACAAUGGAACUCCACGUGCUUCCAGUAUAAUCGGCAGGGAGAAGACAUCCUCAGGCAUCACUAUUCCAAAGCCCCCAAAGCCUCCAGACAAGCCUCUGAUGCCCUAUAUGCGCUACAGCAGAAAGGUAUGGGACCAGGUUAAGGCCUCCAAUCCUGAUCUGAAGCUGUGGGAAAUAGGGAAAAUCAUCGGUGGAAUGUGGCGGGAUCUCACAGAUGAGGAAAAGCAGGAAUAUCUGAAUGACUAUGAAGCAGAAAAGGUUGAAUAUAAUGAAGCCAUGAAAGCAUAUCACAAUUCUCCUGCCUAUCUCGCUUACAUUAAUGCAAAAAGUCGAGCUGAGGCGGCACUUGAGGAAGAGAGUCGCCAACGGCAAUCACGGAUGGAGAAAGGAGAACCUUACAUGAGUAUACAGCCAGCUGAGGACCCUGAUGAUUACGAUGAUGGCUUUUCAAUGAAGCACAUCUCUGCAGCACGUUUCCAGAGAAACCACCGUUUGAUUAGUGAGAUUCUGAGUGAGAGUGUAGUCCCAGAUGUCCGAUCUGUGGUGACAACAGCACGAAUGCAGGUUUUAAAAAGGCAGGUGCAGUCACUGAUGGUUCAUCAGCGGAAAUUGGAAGCUGAGCUCCUUCAGAUCGAGGAACGCCAUCAAGACAAGAAACGGAAAUUCCUAGAAACUACAGAGUUAUUUAAUAAUGAACUAAAGCGGUUGUGCCAUUUGAAGGUGGAGGUUGACAUGGAAAAAAUUGCAGCUGAAAUUGCUCAGGCUGAAGAGCAAGCCCGCAAACGUCAGGAAGAAAGGGAAAAGGAGGCCGACCAUGUAGAACCACCCCAGAGUAAUAUACCUGAGGAACCUCCUAGCAGCAUUGAGGCUGACGAAUCCAAAGUGGAGGAGACCCCCAUGGACACAGAUGAGCCACGUAAUGAUGAAACACCAGAAACCCAACAGAGUAGUGAAGAGAGCACAGCGACUCCAGAAGACAAAGAGGGAUGUCAAGACAUGACAGACAGCAGCGUGGAGCAAGGAGCAAGCGAGAGCACCUCUGGUACAGAGAGUAAUAGUGCCAUGGCAGAGGAAACCAUGCCAGAGCCUACACCUGAGAGUGAAGACAAGAAAGAAUGAAUUCAACAAAUACAAAAACUUUCCAUUCCAGUUAGUUGUACUACUUGAUUAGUAUCGUACUCGUUUUUUAUUCUACCUGUUUAUAUAAGUUAGAAGGAUUUUCUUUUUACACAUUUGUAGAGGUGCCAGCGUAAUGGACUCUUUUAGCCCAACCUACAGCCCCAUGGCCAGUUUGAGAUUCAGUGCUACCAAGUUGAAAUUAUGAAGGGGUGGAAGUAAAGGUACAGAAAUUUAAAAGUGCUGUAUGCUGUACUUAAUCCAGCCUGCUCUUGGUCCCUCUUAAGGGAUAUUUAUUUUUCUUCAUUAAAUAAAUAUGACUUAAUGCCUGAGUUGCAAGGUCAAAGUGCAGCGGUCCAUUUCAAUAUAUGUACAUCUUUAUCUCUCACCUUCUGUAUAUUUAAUUUCCAUGGAUUUAGAUUGAUGUAUUGAGGAACUGUGAACGUUGCUUUCUGAAAACUGAAAAAGUUAGUGUUUCUGGUGAAGCUGGCUCCUAAACCCACUCUUUACAAAUGCUUUCUGAACCAUAGAAAAGUUUCCCACAAUCACUGGUGUUUUGUCACCUUGAAUUUAGUUGGUGUCUAUCUUCCUGGAAUUGCUUCUGUGGCCAUUGAGAAGACUGGUUGUCCCAGAGAUUACUAUAAGUUCAUUUAUUGCAUCUGUUUGAUUAUUGCCCAUUUUUAUUACAGUUUCUAAAUUUAAAAAUGUCAUACAAUGCCCUAUAAUUAAAGUAGUCACAGAGGUGAUAGAACUGCAGAAUCCCAUCUCCCAGUUAAAUCGACAAAAGAAUUUGACAAGACCACAAAUAGCUAGUCAAAUCCACAGUGCUGGCAAGCCCUAGUUUGGUGCUGAGGAGAAUUGUUUUGUGAAGAGGAUCAUUCAUUUAGUGAUGAGAUGAAUUGAAUUGUAGUUGAGAUUGUGUUGUGCUUCAGGAAGGUGGGAUGUGCCAGCAAGGAUAACAUUGCAUGUGGCGCCCCAGUGUGAUUGGCACCACUGUUUGUGUCUUCUGUAGUAUGUUGAGUUUCCUAUUUUUAAAAGAUUUCCCUGCCACAAUAAAAGAAAAAGUUAACGUAA
Messenger RNA from Hemiscyllium ocellatum (epaulette shark), 2999 nucleotides. RefSeq names its product SWI/SNF related, matrix associated, actin dependent regulator of chromatin, subfamily e, member 1 (gene smarce1). NCBI's taxonomy places the organism in Eukaryota, Metazoa, Chordata, Chondrichthyes, Orectolobiformes, Hemiscylliidae. Gene Ontology annotation, cellular component: SWI/SNF complex. The transcript has 13 exons. Gene Ontology annotation, biological process: negative regulation of DNA-templated transcription. Bases 627 to 1928 code for a protein of 433 amino acids. Gene Ontology annotation, molecular function: nucleosomal DNA binding; nuclear receptor binding. The record is from RefSeq and is a predicted model, not a curated record.